AUGCAUUUCUCUCUCCUUGCCCUUGCCCUGGCAGCUGGCUCCGCUGCCGCAGGGUGUCCCUAUGCCGAACGAGCUGCGGAGCCCCGGGCGUGUCCCUAUGCUGCCCGCCAGGCCCAGGAACAGCCUGUGCGGCGUCAUGGGAGCCAAGUUGGUGAUGACAAGAAAGGCAUUUUCUACAUGAACCGCAUCGGCCCCUCCGGGUUCCAGUUGUACAUCGCCAACGCCGACGGCAGCAACAUCACGGAGUUGAUGGGCAACCAGACCACCCCCUUCGACUACCACGCCUCAUGGUCGCCCGACGGCGAAUGGAUCGUCUUCACCAGCGAGCGCCGCGGGUUCGGCCAGUCGGACCUGUACCGGGUGCAUCCCGACGGCACGGGCCUGGAGGUGCUGGUGGCGACGGACUCGAUCGAGGACAGCGGCGUGCUGUCGCCCGACGGAACGAAGCUGGCGUACGUGUCGACGUACGGCAACUACACGACCAACAUCUGGGUCAAGGACCUGGCCAGCGGCGUCGCGUAUAACCUCACCGACACGGAUCUGACGCGCGCCGACAACACCUGGCCGACGGGCCACUACCGGCCGGCGUGGUCGCCCGACGGCGAGUGGAUCGCCUUCUCGUCCGACCGGAACACGGACUGGACGGGCCAUUCCGACGGGACCGGCUGGGAACACACGCAGAGUCUCGGCCUGUACGUGAUCCGGCCCAACGGAACGGAUCUGCGGCUGGUCCGUCGCGAGGACGGAUACUCGCUCGGCACGCCGCAGUGGUCGCCCGACGGAAGCCGCCUCAUCUACAACCAGAUGACGCGCGAGAACACGUACUACGCCCACGGCGUCAGCAGCGAGCAGCUCGCCGUCGACGCCCAGGUGCACAGCGUCGACGUCGCCACGGGCGAGGACGUCGUCGAGCUCACCUCGGGCGACUACGUCAAGGUCGCCCAGCACUACAUCGGCAACUCGACCAACGUCGGAUACCUGAUCAAGGGCGGCGUUCCCGACGGAGGCAUCAACUACACCCACCCGGACGCCGGCCACACGGCCUGGAACGUCUCGGGCAUGCGCAGUCCGGCCUGGUCGCCCGACGGGUCCAAGAUCAUCUUCGAGAUGCCCGACUGGACGCAGCAGACGCCCGACCUGCCGCUCUGGAGCUUCGACACCGAGUGGGAGUACCGCUACAUGGACGUCUUCCCCCUGCACAACGACAAGGUGAACCGCAUCGCGAGCACGCAGAAGGUGCUGGGCUAUGCCAACGGCUCGCUGGUCACCUCCACGCCGCUCUACGCCGACCUCGUCACGGCCCUGGACUCGUACUCCAUCUACUCCGAGGACAACGCCACCGAGGUGCUCUAUCUCGAGGAGGGCGAGUCCGGCGCCUUCCAGCCCUCCUGGAACCCCGACGGCACGGAGCUGGUCGUCGGCUUCGGCGCCUGGUUCGUCGAUCGCGUCGACACCCCGGCCGCCAUCUUCCACGCCUUCGAGAACGGCUCCUCGUUUGAGAACCUGACCGUGUGGGACGGCGACAUCAACGCCGGCUUCCCCUCCUGGUCUCCCGACGGCUCCGCCAUUGUCUAUCGCGAAUGGAGCAUGACCACCGGCGCCCCCCUCGGCCUCAAGAUCCUCAACUUCACCACCGGCGAAACCACCCAGCUCACCGUCGGAUGGGACAAUACCCCGGGUUGGUCGCCCGACGGCGAGCUCAUCGUCUUCACCCGCAACGACAACUGGACCGAAGCCUACGGGUCAAGAUGGUACGCAGACCGGUUCGACAUCUUCACCAUCCGCCCCGACGGAACGGAUCUGAAUCGCGUCACCGACUCGCUCGCCAACGACGCCCACGCCGUCUGGUCGCAGGAUAACCGCAUCAUGUGGAGUUCGGGCAUGUAUGGCUUCCGCGAUGAAUCCGCCCUCUACGACGACACCUUCCAGCCCUACGGCCAGAUCAUGGUCAUGGACAAGGAUGGCUCCAACAAGAAGAUCGUCACCGAUACCUUGUGGGAGGACUCCAUGCCGCUCUACAUGCCGAAGCGGUUUUUAUAA
Penicilliopsis zonata CBS 506.65 is the source of this 2040-nucleotide messenger RNA. RefSeq lists its product as hypothetical. The transcript has 2 exons. NCBI's taxonomy places the organism in Eukaryota, Fungi, Ascomycota, Eurotiomycetes, Eurotiales, Aspergillaceae. Bases 1 to 2040 code for a protein of 679 amino acids. The record is from RefSeq and is a predicted model, not a curated record.